Molecule: messenger RNA, 681 nt
Organism: Pipistrellus nathusii (Nathusius's pipistrelle)
Lineage: Eukaryota; Metazoa; Chordata; Mammalia; Chiroptera; Vespertilionidae
Source: the annotation of a GenBank genome assembly
AUGACCGCCGCCGGACGCCUCGGCUUCACGGUGCGCAGGCUCCUGGAUCUGCCCGAGCAGGACGCGCAGCCUCUGCGGCGGCGGGAGCCCGAGCCGCGCGCCCCGGGGCCCGGGCCCGGCCUCUCCUGGCGGGACCCCGAGCGCGGCCCCUGCGCGUCCUCGGACGAGAGCAGCCCGGAGCCCGGCGCGCCCGCGGCCCCCGGCGCGGAGGAGAGGAGGAGGAAGCGGCGGGUGCUGUUCUCCCGGGCGCAGACGCUGGCGCUGGAGCGGCGCUUCCGGCAGCAGCGCUACCUGUCGGCGCCGGAGCGCGAGCAGCUGGCGCGCCUGCUGCGCCUCACGCCCACGCAGGUCAAGAUCUGGUUCCAGAACCAUCGCUACAAGCUGAAGCGCGCGCGCGCGCCGGGGCCCGCGGAGCCGCCGGACUUGGCCGCGGAGCGGAGCGCUGCGCCCGGCCUGUUGCGCCCCGUGGCGGGGCCGGGGCCGGUGCGCGGCGGGCGGGCCUGCGGCGGCGGAUGCGGCGGCGGCGAGGUGAGCAUGGCCGCCCAGGACAAAUCAGGCGCGCCCCCAGCCGCCGCCUACCCUCUGCCCGGCUACGCCGCCUUCGGGCCCGGCUCGGCGCUCGGCCUCUUCCCCACCUACCGGCACUUAGCGCCGCCCGCCCUGGUCUCUUGGAACUGGUGA